CAGCAGAAGGUAGGUGUCUGGGUCCAAUACCCACUCGCUCAGGACACAGGAUGGCCGUCGCAUACUACUGCCUCUCCCUGUUUCUCCUAUCCACUUGGGUGGCUCUGCUGCUACAGCCCCUGCAGGGUGCCUGGGGAGUCCCACUGGAGCCAAUGUACCCGGGGGACUAUGCUACGCCUGAACAGAUGGCUCAAUACGAAACCCAGCUCCGCAGAUACAUCAACACACUGACCAGGCCUAGGUAUGGGAAGAGAGAUGAGGACACAGCUGGGCUCCCUGGAAGGCAGCUCCCGCCAUGCACCAGCCCUCUGGUGGGUUUGAUGCCCUGCUCUGCUGCCCGGAGCUGAAGGCAGGGAUCUCAGCCCAGUGGAUUUGUAGCCUCCCUCCUGUCUCUCUUCUGCCUGUGGCUGUAGGACGGUACAGGCCCAGCUCUUGCAACAACCUGCUCCCUUGCAAACUAAAUAAAGCAAAGAAAAAAUUAU
Messenger RNA from Rattus rattus (black rat), 482 nucleotides. RefSeq names its product pancreatic polypeptide (gene Ppy). Gene Ontology annotation, biological process: feeding behavior; neuropeptide signaling pathway. Gene Ontology annotation, molecular function: neuropeptide hormone activity; neuropeptide Y receptor binding. Lineage: Eukaryota; Metazoa; Chordata; Mammalia; Rodentia; Muridae. Gene Ontology annotation, cellular component: extracellular region. Bases 51 to 347 code for a protein of 98 amino acids. The transcript is spliced from 4 exons. The record is from RefSeq and is a predicted model, not a curated record.